AAAGGUCUUCGCACAUUAUAACAACUCCACGCCAACGCGGCAGCAACUCUACUCACACUCUCGAUGAGUAGUCAACUAGUUGAUCCACCCAAUGGUCACUAGUGGACAACGCGGUGUCAAGGAGUGGCCAACGCGGUGCCAACGAGUGGGUUAUUCAACAGACAACUCGUCUAACCUCAGUUUUCGGUUAAAUUUUGUCCAAAGAAGUCGUGUUGCUUAUGAAAUGUCGAACUUUACAUUCAGUGAACUGGCGAUUAUAGCUAUUAUAUUUGAUAAUGAAAAUGAACGAAACAGCAGGAAAAGAAGAUAUUGGGUACAUGAUAUGUUGCGACAAAGGAAAUCAGAAGGGGAAUAUUGGAAUAUCCGGAAACGUCUGCUAGAUGACGAAGAAAAAUUCUAUAUCUAUUUCCGUAUGCCGAGAUACUUGUUUUAUUAUAUACUUAAUAUUAUUGAGGACGACAUCUACAAAAGAAACACGCGAUUUAGAGAAGCUGUAUCACCGGAAGAAAAGCUGGCAGUGACAUUAAGGUACUUAAUUAGUGGCUGUUCAUUUAGGACUAUGAGUUCAAGCUUUCGGUUAGGCGAAAGUACCAUCCGGUCGAUAUUAAAAGAUGUGUGCAAUGCGAUUAUAAAUACAAUGAAGGGGAAGUUCAUGCCCACACCUACUACCGAAGACUGGAAAAGAAUCGCAGAUGGUUUCAAUAAAAAAUGGAAUUUUCCAAACUGUAUAGGUGCCAUCGACGGCAAACAUGUAAACAUAAUUGCCCCUCCUAGCAGCGGCUCGCUAUUUUUUAAUUAUAAAAAACACUUCUCUAUCGUCCUCAUGGCUGUCGUCGAUGAUAAAUACAGAUUUAUAGCUGUCGAUAUAGGGGCCUAUGGCAAGAAUAGUGAUGGCGGAAUUUUGGCAUCGUCAAGAUUAGGAAGAGCGAUUGAAAUGAAUACAUUUAAUAUUCCAACUGACACACCAUUACCUGGUACUGAAAUAAUAAUGCCACAUGUUUUUGUAGCCGACGAAGCGUUUCCUUUAAAAAGGAAUUUAUUGCGACCAUAUCCACGUUCAAGUGGCAUUUCAGAAAAGGAAAGAAUAUACAAUAAUCGCUUAUCGCGAGCUCGCAGAGUAAUUUAA
Molecule: messenger RNA, 1126 nt
Organism: Aricia agestis (brown argus)
Lineage: Eukaryota; Metazoa; Arthropoda; Insecta; Lepidoptera; Lycaenidae
Product: protein ANTAGONIST OF LIKE HETEROCHROMATIN PROTEIN 1-like
Exons: 2
Coding region: 92-1126 (344 amino acids)
Source: RefSeq, a predicted model, not a curated record